GGACCGAAGCGAGCAGAGGUUCGGCGUCGGCUUGAACGACCGACCAACCAACAUCUGGAAAUUUCAUAACCCUCGUACAAUCUCCUUCAACUGCCUUGACAACAACUCGAUAGUCUCACUCUCUUCACGUUCGUUGAUAUACCCUCCGUCUGGUCCUCACUCUCAAUCACCCCUGUCUAGGCCCCCACUCAGCUACUCCGCGAAAGCAACGCCGAACGACCCAAAAAAAGUUUCGAAAAGCCAAUCAUGUCGAUACCAGCACUCCCCCCUGUCGCCAGGACAGCGGCCCAGCCGGCAAGACCGGUUGGAGGACAAAAGAAGCCGUAUCCUUUCAUGCUCGGAGGUUUCGCUUCGGGCAUGGCAACAUGUUUCACGCAUCCUCUCGACCUGACAAAAGUCCAGAUGCAGACUGCCAAGGCGAACGAUAAGAGCACGAUUGGGUUCAUUGGAGGGAUCGUCAAACAGCACGGAGUAAGAGGAGUGUAUGAUGGAUUGACGGCUGCGAUGCUCCGAGCCUUGUCAUACUCGACAUUCCGUUUCGGAGCGUAUGACUUUGCCAAGAACCAUUUCCUCUCCCCCAACCCGGGUCUGGUCUCGAUGAUCGGAGCCAGUGCUGCUGCAGGUGGAAUGGCUGGGUUGUUGGGUGUACCGGCUGAGGUCGUGUUGAUCAGGAUGGCUUCGGAUCGAGCAAAACCCAUCGGAGAGAGGUUCAUGUACCGGAAUUGUUUCCAGGGACUAUACAGGAUUGUCAAGGAUGAAGGUGUCUUGGCUCUCUACCGUGGAUGGCAGCCCAACACUGUGCGAGCGAUCUUGAUGAACGCUUCCCAGUUGGCUUCCUACGACGUGUUCAAGAAGAUGUUGCUGGGCAUCAAGGGGUCGAGGGAUGGUCCGAUCUUGCAGUUUGGCGCUAGUUUCUUGGCCGGGACCGUCGCUACCACCAUCUGUGCUCCCGCUGAUGUCGUCAAGUCAAGAGUGAUGGCCGCCAAGGGCGGAGCCAGCAUACCCACCAUCAUCACGACUGCCGUCAAGCAAGAAGGUCUCAAGUUCUUCUUCCGAGGCUGGACUGCCGCUUGGGUCCGUCUAUGCCCGCAAACGGUCCUUACCCUUGUGUUCCUCGAACAACUCCGCGCGGGUGUCGAUGCUUACCGUGCCAGGGUGUGAUCGUCGGUAUCGACCGACCCUUCUACAUCGGUAGAUGUGCAUGUGUGUGGUGUAUCAUGGGCCAUAAUCAAAUCUAUAGAUGUGUACAGACCUUCAUACCACUUUGACAAUGGCCAAUGGCUGGAAUUCCGAAAGAGGAUUGAUCACGUGAUUUGUUGCGUUGGCCUCGGCGAUCAAGUGAUCGAGAUGGCAGAAAUCGUGUUGUUGGUACGGUAAAGUAUAUGUGGCCAUGUGGACAUUCUACUUUCUACGUCUAUUAGCCUGUAUUCAUACUCUAUCACUGUCUACGAUGUACGGUGACCAUAAUGGCA
Filobasidium floriforme is the source of this 1472-nucleotide messenger RNA. Its product is annotated as mitochondrial carrier domain-containing protein. The coding region runs from base 247 to 1161 and encodes 304 amino acids. The transcript has 10 exons. Lineage: Eukaryota; Fungi; Basidiomycota; Tremellomycetes; Filobasidiales; Filobasidiaceae. The record is from RefSeq and is a predicted model, not a curated record. Gene Ontology annotation, biological process: malate transmembrane transport; succinate transmembrane transport; phosphate ion transmembrane transport. Gene Ontology annotation, molecular function: succinate transmembrane transporter activity; sulfate transmembrane transporter activity; antiporter activity.